AUGGAGACGAGCCCGUCGCGGUGGCAUCCGUGCUGGGCAGAUAAGUGGCUGAAGGUGCCGGAUGGGGGUUUUUGCCAGGUGCCCUGGAACGGGGUCGUGGUGGCGCAGGUGAUGAUCCUUUGGUUUGCGUCGUUCCUGCUGGUCGGGCACGUUGGGUUGCCAUCCGCUGUGCGAUGGCUAGGUUUCAACUGUCAGGAGUUAUCCGCGCGGGGGCUCGCGCUGUACAGCCUCAGCGCUGACGUCGUGGAGAUGUUCGUCGGUCUGUUCGUGCUGUUUCAGUGUCUUCGGCCGUACUUCCCUCUGCCGGAGCGUUGGUUCCCGGCGUCCCUCCGGGGCGGAUGGAUUAAGGAGAUUCUGUUGGGAUGCGCACUAUUCCCGAUCGUGAGCACGCUGAACAACUUGAACAGCAACAUGAUGCCGAUCCCGAGCAACACCCUGCCGGUGUCGCCUUGGGAGCAGUCGCUGAUGUCAAACGAUCUGGUUUCCAUCCUGUUCUACGUCGCGGUGGUAUCUCUGGUUGCGCCCAUCUGGGAGGAGAUGAUCUUCAGAGGAUUCCUGCUGCCGUCCAUCACCAGGUAUUUCCGGGUCGACGUCGCGGUUCUGCUGAGCUCGUUGAUAUUCGCGCUGGCGCAUUUCAGCAUGGAGCGUCUCAUCCCCCUCACCUUUCUCGGGAUGCUCAUGUGCGUGGUGUACAUCCGCUCAAGGAACAUUCUCGCGCCGAUCAUCCUGCACAGCCUGUGGAACGCGUUCGCCUUCGUCGAGCUCAUUUGGAAGCCGGGCGCGUUGUUCACGUGGCUCUUAGAUUUUGUUCUCUAG
Micromonas commoda is the source of this 816-nucleotide messenger RNA. RefSeq lists its product as hypothetical. Gene Ontology annotation, molecular function: metalloendopeptidase activity. Bases 1 to 816 code for a protein of 271 amino acids. NCBI's taxonomy places the organism in Eukaryota, Viridiplantae, Chlorophyta, Mamiellophyceae, Mamiellales, Mamiellaceae. The transcript has a single exon. Gene Ontology annotation, biological process: CAAX-box protein processing. The record is from RefSeq and is a predicted model, not a curated record. Gene Ontology annotation, cellular component: membrane.